AGCUCCAGCCAGAGGGAGACCCGCCGUUUCCGUCGCGUGUGCGUCUCCGGCGCGCACUCGGGGAGCCUGCGCUUUACGCACGGGGAGGUGUAAUCCGAAGCCGCCGGUUUAAAUAAAGCGCAGCCUUGCUGCCUUUUUACAAGGGAGAGGUUGCCAACGUCAGAUCUCUUGCGCUGCUCUUUUCCGAGGAGGUUUCUUCUUCCCUACGCAGAGGAAAGCGUUAACAGGAAGGGGGGAGAAAAGAGAGCAAAAAUGAUGAAUGGGACGCAGACGCUGGAUAGCCUGUGCGACCACACACUGAAUGAAGACGAAGGGACGUUCAUGUUUACAUCGGAAUCGGUAGGGGAAGGACACCCAGAUAAGAUAUGCGAUCAGAUCAGCGAUGCCGUGCUCGAUGCCCACCUGAGGCAAGAUCCAAACGCCAAGGUUGCUUGUGAGAGUGUGUGCAAAACAGGAAUGGUGCUGCUCUGCGGGGAGAUCACAUCCAGAGCGGUGGUGGAUUACCAGCAGAUCGUCCGAGACACAAUUAUGAACAUAGGCUAUGAUGAUUCAGCUAAAGGCUUUGACUACAAGACUUGUAACGUUCUUGUUGCAUUGGAGCAACAGUCGCCCGAUAUUGCCCAGGGCGUGCAUCUGCACAGGUCGGAGGAAGAAGUUGGUGCUGGGGACCAGGGCCUGAUGUUUGGCUAUGCCACCGACGAGACAGAAGAAUGUAUGCCCUUGACCAUCAUGCUUGCUCACAAACUGAAUGCCAAAAUGGCCGAGCUGAGGCGCAACGGGGUCCUCCCUUGGCUUAGGCCGGACUCCAAAACCCAGAUCACAGUUCAGUACGUCCAGAAAGAUGGUGUCGUCGUCCCAGUGCGUGUCCACACCAUUGUCAUCUCAGUGCAGCACGAUGAGACCAUCUCUCUGGAUGCCAUGCGCAAGGCCCUGCAGGAGCAUGUCAUUAAGGCUGUGGUUCCACCCAGAUACCUAGAUGACAAUACAGUCUACCAUCUUCAGCCCAGUGGCCGGUUUGUUAUUGGAGGACCACAGGGGGACGCUGGAGUUACUGGACGGAAGAUCAUUGUGGAUACUUACGGCGGAUGGGGAGCCCAUGGGGGUGGGGCUUUUUCGGGCAAAGACUACACAAAGGUGGAUCGGUCAGCAGCAUAUGCAGCCCGGUGGGUUGCCAAAUCCUUGGUGAAAGCCGGGCUUUGCCGCCGUGUCCUGGUCCAGGUUGCCUAUGCCAUUGGCGUGGCUGAGCCACUCUCCAUCUCGCUGUUCACGUAUGGUACCUCCACAAAGCCCGAACAAGAGCUGCUAAACAUCGUACACCAGAAUUUUGACCUCCGGCCAGGCGCUAUUGUGAAGGAUCUGGAUUUGAAGAAGCCCAUCUAUCAGAGGACCGCCUGUUACGGCCACUUUGGGAGAAGCGAAUUCUCUUGGGAAGUACCUAAGAAACUGGCCUUUUAACAAUCACGGUCCCAUCCCCUGAGCUUAAGGGGAGAGGACUCUGUUAUGAAAGGUGCUUCCACUGACCAUCCUGGAAAAUAGAGAAAAGUUGUUUUCAUGGAAAUCGACGCUGUUUGUACUCUUGACAUCUCACCACACGCACAUACAAAAGAUGUUUCCUAUUGCUGCUAUUUUUGUUUUGUUCCACUUAGAAAAGGCGCAACAUAGGACUUGGACCCACAAUCAAAACGAUGGAAUACCAGCCUUCACCCCGACUUCUCUCCGUUCUUCUGUUCAAAUGGGAAGAAAAUAUUCCCUCUGAUUUCCAUAAGCUACCUUACUACAACUGGACAAUUAGAAAUUAUGGGGUCUAAUUUCCUUUCUGCAAAUAUUUGGUACUGCAAAUAUUCCCUGGACUCUUGGUAUGGAAGAGGAUUUUGGGGCCUACAUUCGACACAUAUUACCCCAAAGGGUUCUGUCAGCUUUUUUUUCACCUGCCUGCUAUUCUCUUUCUUCUUCUUCUUCUUUUUUAAAAAGGAAACUCUUUUCUCUUUUAUAACAGCACCGUGGCAAAACAUUUUAGAUGGGUACAUGGCCAAUGCUGUUUAUCUAUGAGCUUACAUAUUGGUAAAGUUGCCGCAGCCCAUUCUAGGCAGGGCUGUUUUAUAUACAAAAUGUUAGACGAUUGCUUACAAGCCCCACGCCUCACCCCAUUGGCUGAGCUGCUGUGAUUUCAGGGAAUGCUUUAGCAGGUCAGGGGAGGAACAUUCGGCUAAGAUGGGAUGCAUGAGCCAAGCGGGAAGGAGUUCCAGAUGGGAGAUAGCUGAGCAAGAUAAGGAAUACUAGGCCAGCAAGCCUUUUCCAAAAACCCUCCAACUGCUAGAAGGAUGUUAUGAGGAUGAAAGCAAGCCUUUAGCAGCAAGAGAGUGGACCGUACCCUAGACCAAAAAUAGAAAUAGAAAUACUUUGUCACUGUACCACUUGUUUACAGUGAGAUUAAACAAGCCCCCCUUCCCCCAACAAUCUCUUAGUCCUUGUCACUCUGGGUGCUGUCGUACUACCACCAACCCCUAACGUCAGCAGCAAUGUUGCUGUCUUCCAUUCAGCAGCCUCAUGGCCCAUAGGUAGAAACUAUUCUUUAACCUGUUGGUGCGGCUUAUCAUGUUUCUAUAUCUCCUGCCCGAGGGCAGGAGAUUAAAAAGGUGCUGGCCAGGAUGUGGGUCAUCCCUGAGAAUGUUCCUUGCUUGGUCUAGCAGACUCAGGGGACAUCCUGUGCUGUCUUCACCACCCUCCGUAGGGCCUCUCUGUCCAUGGCUGUCAAACCAGCGUGCCACACCGUAAUGCAGUAUGAGAGAACACUUUCUGUUGUGGGCUGAUAGAAGGAAAUCAUCAGUUGCUGUCCAACCUUGUUCUUUCUCGAGAAGGAAGGGAAACAGUGCCGGCCCCUUCACUGUGUGGAGAGGUAUAAAUGAAGGCAAAAGUCGUUGGCCAGGCAGUGUGGCCCAUAGGGGAAUAGAUUCGGGAUCCUCUUCAGAGAGGAAAAUGUCUAGCACUGAAUGGAAGAUGGUGUGGGAGCUCCGUGGAGGAAGUGCAACAGAUAAGCAAGAGCGCUUUGUGUUUUAGAAAGCUAUGUAACGAGUGAGGUGGGUGGGCAAGUGGAAGGCCUGAAUUUAGCAUUGAUACGAACCAAUCAUCCAGGCUGGAUGCCCAUAGCUUUUGCCUUUCAUGGUGCCAUUGAAAGAAGGGGGUUCAGAAAGUUCAGUUUCCCCCCUGCAUCUCAGUGUUACCCAAUUGUACCAGAAGAGCCUUCUGUCCGGAUUCUUGACGGAACAACAGCCCUCUCUGGAAUGGGAUCUGGCACUUCUCAUGCAUCAGCAGUUCAGGAUCUUAAUCUCUGUAUUUUACUGUGUAAAAGCAUCAUGUACACUGAUGGUGCUAUAUAAAAUUAAUUAUAACUAUAAUUUAAUAAUAAUUAAUGGCUGGCACUUAACCUGAUCUCAGCAUCCUCAUGUGCACAGUUUGCUAGAAAUGCUGUUUCUUCAACACUGGAAAAACUUGAUAUCCUAUCAGUGCCUUUGUACAGGCCUCUCUUUGCAUCCGGUUUGAGUUGUUCUCCCCCCACCCCAUAUAUACACUUUCCCAAGCGAUAGUCGCAACAAUUUGUAUGUCAAAGCGAAAGGCAUUAAAGCAUUCUGCCCCUUGCC
Messenger RNA from Zootoca vivipara (common lizard), 3638 nucleotides. RefSeq names its product methionine adenosyltransferase 1A (gene MAT1A). The record is from RefSeq and is a predicted model, not a curated record. NCBI's taxonomy places the organism in Eukaryota, Metazoa, Chordata, Lepidosauria, Squamata, Lacertidae. Gene Ontology annotation, molecular function: methionine adenosyltransferase activity; ATP binding. Gene Ontology annotation, biological process: S-adenosylmethionine biosynthetic process.